Messenger RNA from Mizuhopecten yessoensis (Yesso scallop), 2506 nucleotides. RefSeq names its product transmembrane protein 229A-like. The record is from RefSeq and is a predicted model, not a curated record. The transcript is spliced from 2 exons. NCBI's taxonomy places the organism in Eukaryota, Metazoa, Mollusca, Bivalvia, Pectinida, Pectinidae. Bases 107 to 604 code for a protein of 165 amino acids.
UGUCAUUUAACCUUUGACCGAAUCCAAUGUAAAUAUUCGUUUCCAGCACAGAUAAGAUCUACUCAACACAUCACAGACCUGCAACUGUCCUGUCGGCGAAACCAAGAUGACCACCACCCAGAACCGUCAGAAGGCGGUGCCCGCAUGGAUCCGUUUCUACUUCUACGGGAUGCACGGCCUUCUAGACGAGAUAGUGUUUACGGCACUUUUCGACAUGGUGUUCGAACCAAGCGGGAACAGGUCACUAAAGGGCCAAUCCAGUAUUUUCUCUUUCUUCAUAUACGGAAGCUGUUCUUUCCUUGUUGAACAACUUUACGUUUUCCUCUACUUGAAGCAUGGCGUGCCCAGGUACAUCCGGUUAUUUCUGUACCUGUGUAUACUGUACACCUGGGAGUUCGGCACCGGUCUUCUGCUCCGCCAGUUCGGGGCGUGUUCCUGGGACUACAGUCACUACAAGUAUAACGUGAUGGGCCUUAUCACCCUGGAGUAUGCUCCAGGCUGGCUCAUCCUGUGCUUCUUGCAAGAUGUGUUCGCCGACUUUUUGCUGAGCCUAUCCAUCAACAUCAAUGCGGCCGACACCAGUAAAGGAAAGAAGAGCAGUUGAUAGCCGCUGGCUUGCACGUAACCCUAAUCUAUCUAAAUACCGUCUCCACUAAGUUUGCUGUCGUUUAUGUGGUCGGAACGGUUGGUUGAGCAGGGGACCUGUUGUGAUUAAUGUAUGCACAGGCACUUGCGCUAAGGUAUUGGAAAACAAUUACAAGGCGAAAAAUGGAAUGAAAUGAAUGAAAAUUAAAACGAAAUGCUUGUGUUUCGGUCAGGUUUUGACUGUUUUUCAUUUGUUUUAUACCAUUUAUAUGUAUGUUUUCUCUUUCAUUGAAUUAAGCACAAGUCACCGUGAUUGUAUCGGGGUUCAACUGUUCCAGCCACAUAAACGAAAGCAAGACUUGUGCGUUUAUAAUAUUUUGGUAAAAUGUGUGUGGAAGGUUUGGUUGUGCAGUAGACGUAGCAGUUGUGUAAAAUAUACGCAAUAACUGUGAUAAAAAUAUUUAUGUGACAAACAAGGUUUCGCAUGUAUCCUAUAAAAUUGAAUGUUCUAGCACGUGUAAAAUAUGCAAAAUCAUCAUGUACGCAAUUGUUUGUAAAAUGUACGAUACAUAUCAACUUAUAUUGAAUGAUCUGAUAACAGUGAAUGUUAUACAGCUACCUUUGUGUUUGAGUAUAGUGAGUACUUAUAUAUGUUUGAGUAGUGAGUACUUAUAUAUGGUGCAAAAACAUGCAAUUAUCGACAAUCCGCAGUGUAUCCCAUAUUUGUUAAUUUUAUUUUGAAUAAUGUAUCCCACAUGUUUUUCUGUAGCCUAUAUUUUGAACAACGACAUUUUUUUAUUAUAUACACAUUAUAAAUUGAACUGGCAUUUCAAAAGAGAUUUAUGAAACGAGUUAAGAAUUUCUUAUUUUAAUUGGGUGACCAAUAGGGGUUUUAUAAGAAUACAUUACUCUGUAAAUGAAAACUAAAGCUAAGAUAUACACCGUGGUAAAUUGUCUUUACUUUUCAAGUUUUCCGUGAUGCAGGAUACAUGUCAACUCAUGUUGGUGGUAUGGGUUGUUCUGUAUCGCAAUAUUUGUGAAAAGGGUGUCGCCUAGCUCAAACACAGGGACCUGAUAAUUUGUUACAGCUAUAUUUGGACCUAAACUAAGUUGCUCAGAUUAAUUUUACAGUCUUUAGGGGUUUAGAUCAACUUUCGCUAAAAGUACCAUCCCCAAUCAUGAUAUAGAUCAACUUUCUUGUUAGAUCAACUUUCCGAAAGUUGAUCUAAACCCCUAACACCUGUAAAGUUAAGGUUUAGGUCCAAAUAUAGCUUUAACAAAUUAGCAGGUCCCUGUGAACUCAAACAAAAUGUUAACUUGUAAGGAAGGACAACCCUGGGGACAGAUUGGCAAUGGUCAGCGCGAGUUCAACAUUUUUUCAGAAGGUCCUCAAUUACUAGAAAUCGUCUAUGGUCAUGUCAAUGAGCUAUCGGAUCCACACCUAACACCAUACAAGGCAUUCCGUGAUGUGGUUAUAAUUAGAACUAACUUAAUAGAAAUGAAAUCUUUGUUUCAGUUUACAAUAGUAUCUUUAUUGAAUUAUAGUCUGUGAUAUUUUUUUCUGGCUUAAAAAUCGACGCAUUUUUAUUACAUUUUUCAUUAUUGUUUUGUAUUCUGACGGAGAUUCAGUUACUGCGUUCCAUCAGUUAUAUUUGAAAUACGAGAUUAUCACACACAUAGAACAAUCUCUUGACAUGUGACAACUUGUUCAGUACACAGUCCUAUCUCAGUCAACAUUUCAUCUGAUAUUUCAUAUUCGUUGCUAUUCGGUGUUGUAUGUUUUCUUCUUCUCUGCGAUAUCACGCUGCCUUUUGUUGUUAACACAAAUAGUGCUUUAUUAGAUUUUUGUUGAGGACGUGCUAAUUUUGUUUUCUUAUUUCGUUGUUACCACACAAGUGCGCUAUUAAAUCUGUUUUGAUGA